AAGGUUCUAAGUGCUUACUCGCUUUCUAGAUUCUCCAUAGAUAAAGAAAAAAAGAUAGAGAAGCAUAUAAUAUUAUUCUAAAUGGAUGCCGCUAAAACAACAUAACUCGAACACUUUUGAUCAGUGCAAGACUUACCCUUCAAUUCUCCACUCCUCAUUUCUUGUUUUCUUCAAAGCCUAGGUGCUCGAGUUCCUCUAGAGAAAAAACUGAUGAGGUACGGAGAAAGGUGAUAUUAACAUGUCUGACUUUGGGGAAUGCUGUGAUUCCAAAAAACCAAUUGAAGAUGAUGAUAUUAUUGAGUCUGAUAUUGAUUUGGAUAAUACUGAUGUUGUGGAACCUGAUAAUGAUCCUCCACAAAAGAUGGGAGAUCCUGCAGUUGAAGUUACAGAAGAAAAGCGGGAUGCUACUCAAGCUGAAAAGGCAAAAGUUAUGGAUGCAAUUUCUAAAGGUAACCUGGAUGAAGCUAUAGAUCAUUUAACAGAAGCCAUCAUGUUGAAUCCAAUUUCAACUAUAUUAAAUGCCACGCGAGCUAGUAUCUUUGUUAAACUGAAGAAACCUCAUGCUACAAUUCGUGAUGUUGAUGCUGCUCUGGUAAUCAAUCCAGACUUUGUAGAAGGAUAUAAAGUACGAGGCAUGACCAGAGCCAUGUUAGGCCAACAGGAACAAGCAGCAAAUGAGCUGCAAAUGGCAUCAAAGUUGGAUUAUGAUGAUGAGAUUGGUUUAGUGCUGAAAAAGGUUGAACCUAAUGCGCACAAAAUUGAAGAGUAUCACAUAAAAUAUGAACUCCUGCAGAAAGAAAGGGAACUAAGGAAAACUAAACGUGAAAGAAAACAUGAAGCUGAACCCAAGAAAGAGAAACCUUAUCUAUUCUAAAUGAAGGUAUGGGU
Populus euphratica (Euphrates poplar) is the source of this 888-nucleotide messenger RNA. RefSeq names its product TPR repeat-containing thioredoxin TDX-like. Gene Ontology annotation, molecular function: Hsp70 protein binding. Gene Ontology annotation, cellular component: histone deacetylase complex. The record is from RefSeq and is a predicted model, not a curated record. Lineage: Eukaryota; Viridiplantae; Streptophyta; Magnoliopsida; Malpighiales; Salicaceae. Bases 239 to 874 code for a protein of 211 amino acids. The transcript is spliced from 9 exons.